AUGGGUGACAGGUCCCCGGGACAGGGUCAAGGCUUCAAGGAUGGGGACACAGAGAUGCCCUGGCAGGGGGACACGAACAACAUGAUCGACCGUUUCGACGUGCGGGCGCACCUGGACUAUAUCCCCAUGUACACCCCGCCCCUGCUGAACCCCAUCUCCCCCGAGCAGGAGUCUGAUGAGAGAAAGUGCAACUACGAGCGGUACCGAGGCCUGGUGCAGAACGACUUCGCCGGCAUUUCAGAGGAGCAGUGUCUCUACCAGAUCUACAUCGACGAGCUCUAUGGGGGACUCCAGAAGCCAAACGAAGAUGAGAAAAAGAAGCUGGCGGAGAAAAAGGCCUCCAUCGGCUACACGUACGAGGACAGCACUGUGGCUGAGCUCGAGAACUCCUUGGAGAAGCGGGGGGAGGAGGAAGACUCCGAGGAAGACAGCAACACGGAUGAAGACGAAGUCAUCCCCGAUAUCGACGUGGAAGUGGACGUGGACGAGCUGAACCAGGAGCAGGUGGCCGACCUGAACAAGCAGGCGACCACGUACGGCAUGGCGGAGGGGGACUUUGUCAGGAUGUUACGGAAGGACAAAGAGGAAGCGGAAGCUAUUAAAAACGCCAAAGCCCUGGAAGAGGAAAAGGCGAUGUACUCGGGCCGUCGCUCUCGCCGCCAGAGGAGGGAGUUCAGGGAGAAACGCUUGAAAGGGAGGAAGAUCAGCCCCCCCAGCUACGCACGGAGAGACAGCCCCACCUACGAUCCCUACAAACGCUCCCCCUCGGAGUCCACCUCUGAAUCCCGCUCCCGUUCCCGCACCCCGUCUCCCGGCCACGAGGAGAAGAUCACCUUCAUCACCAGCUUCGGCGGCAGCGACGAGGAAGCAGCGGCGGCAUCCGCGCAAGCCGGCGGCGUCCCCGGAAAAGCCACUGCGCUCAGCAAACAGCGCUCCGCCCCAGGGCAGCCGGGCAGCGCCGCGGCAGGUCAUAGCACCUCGUCCCGGAGACGCUCCUCGUCCUCCUCCACCUCCCCGUCCUCCUCCUCCCGCCGGUAUUCGCGCUCCCGCAGCCGCAGCCGCCGCUACUCGGGAGGGGGCUCGCGGGACAGCCGGCGCCGUUCCAGAUCCUACUCCCCCGACCGGGGAUAUCGCUACAGCUCCCGCCGCCGCUCCAGGACGUUCUUUCUACCGUACCGAAAGACGGGAAGCGGCUGGAGAUACGCCCAGAACGUGACUGUCGAUGAAAUCAUGACCGCCUACAAGCAAGCCUGCCAGAAGCUGAACUGCAAGCAGAUACCCAAACUACUGAAGCAGAUACAGGAAUUUAAAGAUCUGGCUCCCAGGAUAGACUGCUUAGAUCUGAAAGGGGAGAAGCUGGAUUACAAAGCCUGCGAGGCGCUGGAAGAAAUUUUCAAGCGGGUCCAGUUCAAAAUUGUUGAUUUGGAGCAAACGAGCUUGGAUGAAGACGGCGCCUCGGCGUUAUUUGACAUGAUCGAGUAUUACGAGUCGGCGACGCACCUCAACAUCUCCUUUAACAAACACAUCGGCACCCGAGGCUGGCAGGCCGCUGCCCACAUGAUGAGGAAGACGAAUUGCCUGCAGUACCUGGAUGCCCGAAACACGCCCUUGCUGGACCACUCCGCGCCCUUCGUGGCACGCGCCCUGCGCAUCAGCAGCAGCCUGGUCGUCCUGCACCUGGAGAACGCCAGCCUCUCGGGACGCCCGCUCAUGCUGCUGGCCACGGCUCUGAAGAUGAACAUGAACCUGCGGGAGCUGUACCUGGCCGAUAACAAGCUGAACGGGCUGCAGGACUCGGCUCAGCUCGGCAACCUGCUGAAGUUCAACUGCUACAUACAGAUACUCGACCUGAGGAACAACCACAUCCUGGACUCAGGCUUGGCGUACGUCUGCGAAGGGCUGAAGGAGCAGCGGAAAGGGCUGGUCACUCUGGUUUUGUGGAACAACCAGCUGACUCACACCGGCAUGGCCUAUCUGGGGAUGACGCUGCCUCACACGCAGAGCCUGGAGACCCUCAACCUGGGCCACAACCCCAUCGGGAACGAAGGCGUCCGCAACCUGAAGAAUGGGCUGAUCGGGAACCGCUCCGUCCUUCGCCUGGGCUUGGCGUCCACCAAACUGACCUGCGAAGGUGCUGUGGCGGUGGCGGAGUUCAUCGCGGAGAGCCCGCGGCUGCUUCGCCUGGACCUGCGGGAGAACGAGAUCAAGACGGGUGGCCUCAUGGCGUUGUCGCUGGCCCUGAAGGUCAACCACUCGCUGCUGCGCCUCGACCUGGACAGGGAGCCCAAGAAGGAGUCGGUAAAAAGUUUCAUCGAAACCCAGAAGGCUCUCCUGGCCGAGAUCCAGAACGGCUGCAAGCGCAACUUCAUCCUGGCCAAAGAGAAGGAGGAGAAGGAACAGAAGCUGCAGCAGUCGGCCUCGAUGCCGGAGAUCACCGUGACGGAGCCUCUGGAGGAGGGUCCGGCAGAAGACGGCCGAGAUGGCAGCGCCGCCUCCACUCCGGAAGAGGGGGAAGAAGCCGGGGAGACCCCGACGGCCUCGGAGAACGGGGACACGGAGCCGGCGGAGGACGACUCCGAUUCGGACACGGACGAGGAGGCGGACACUGGGUUAGAGACGAAGGACUUGGGCGAAACGCCGAAACGCCCCGACUCCGCCGACAGCGCUACCGUGCCCCAGCCGCUGCUGUCCCUGGAGAAGCUGAGGGACCGGCCGCCCCCCCUGCACAUCGCCGAGGAAUUGCAGCGUGACGCCGAUACGGGGAGUCCUGCCGCCUCUCCGGCCUCUGCACCCUCCCAGGGAAACGAGAGAAGGAUUUCGGUUUCCAGUCCUGGGCGAGGCCAUAAAAUCUUCGUGGUGACGCGAGUGGAGAGCCUGCCGGAGCGAGCUGCCAGUGCCGCGCGCCCAUGGGAGGACGCCGAUGCUGCCGCGAAACCCGCUGAGCCCCAGAGCCCGGCUCCGGCCACAAAACCUGAACUCCCGGCGCCAGCGGCGCCGGCAGUGCCGAGCGCCGGCUCCGACCCCGAGCGGGGUGACCCCGCGGCCUGCGAGAGCGCGGCCCACGACACUCCCCUCCCCAACGGGCUGAAGACGGAUUUUGCGCGAGCGCUGCCGGAGGCGUCCUCGGACGGCGAUGGGAAAAUGGGCAGCUGCGCCGCCGAGCACGAGCUGAGCUGCUCCAAGAACGAGCAGGAGCUGGAGGAGCUGCUCCUCGAGGCCAGCCAGGACGCGGGGCAGGAGCUGCUGUGACCGCAGGUCCUCGGGGCCGCUCGGCAUCAAGGGGAGGCUCCGGCGUAGCUUUAUUUCUCUUCCCACUCCACACAAUGAUUAAGAAACCAAACCUCGGGCUUCAGGACAAAGGGUUAUUUUAAAAUUUUUUUUUUCCCCAAACAGUUUCCUGCCCCCAGCCUCUUCCCCAGGCGCCCGACUCGCCUCCCCGGCGCGGAGGGACCCUGCUGUGUCCCCAGGGCGAUGGAGGGAAGGGAAGGAGAGCAGAGAAAAAUGACCCAGACGGGGACGUCCCGGCUCCCAGCCGUCCCUGCCCUCGCUGGACACUACCUGACACCUUCGCCUUUUCUUUUUCUAUCUUUCUCCGAGGAGGAGAUCCCCCGCCGGGGCGAAGGCGGCACGGCCUCGGUCCCACCCGGGGAUAGAUUAAAAAAAACCACACCACACACUACAGGGACCGAGGUGCCGGUGGCACGUGCCGGGAGAAGGAUGGAGGGCUGCGUGGCCGGGCUGCCGUCGCCCGCGGGGGAGCGUCUGUCACUAAAGAUACCCAGGACAGGCUGCGUCCGCAGCCACAAUGGUUAUUUAUUUUUAAGUUCCUUUUUUUUUGUUUGUUUGUUCGUUUGUUUUCGGUAUAUAUUUAUCAUCAUCUGCAAAGUUACCGGGUGGGGGUUUAGAGGAUGGUGUUAGAAUUAAUUAAUUCCUUCUGGGCUAACCUGCAACUGAACUCCUGCUCCUGGGCUGCCGG
Aptenodytes forsteri (emperor penguin) is the source of this 3976-nucleotide messenger RNA. It is a transcript of the gene PPP1R37, whose product is annotated as protein phosphatase 1 regulatory subunit 37. The coding region runs from base 1 to 3249 and encodes 1082 amino acids. The transcript is spliced from 25 exons. The record is from RefSeq and is a predicted model, not a curated record. Gene Ontology annotation, molecular function: protein binding. Lineage: Eukaryota; Metazoa; Chordata; Aves; Sphenisciformes; Spheniscidae.